Molecule: messenger RNA, 631 nt
Organism: Arvicanthis niloticus (Nile rat)
Lineage: Eukaryota; Metazoa; Chordata; Mammalia; Rodentia; Muridae
Product: 14-3-3 protein sigma-like
Source: RefSeq, a predicted model, not a curated record
AUGGCAGCUUUUAUGAUGGGUGCCGUGGAAAAGGGCGAGGAGCUCUCCUGUGAGGAGCGGAACCUGCUCUCCGUGGACUACAAGAACGUGGUGGGCGGCCAGAGAGAGGCCUGGAGGGUCCUGUCCAGCAUCGAGCAGAAGGACAAUGAGGAGGGGUCUGAAGAGAAGGGCCCCGAGGUGAAAGAGUUCCGGGAGAAGGUAGAGACCGUGCUAGGCCUGCUGGACUCCCACCUCAUCAAAGGGGCUAGAGAAGCAGAGAGCCGCAUCUUCUACCUGAAGAUGAAGGGUGACUACUACCGCUACCUAGCCGAGGUGGCCACUGGUGAUGACAAGAAGCGCAUCAUUGACUCUGCCCGGUCAGCCUACCAGGAGGCCAUGGACAUCAGCAAGAAGGAGAUGCCGCCCACCAGCCCCAUACGCCUGAGCCUUGCCCUGAACUUUUCCGUCUUCCACUACGAGAUAGCCAACAGAUCCGAGGAGGCCAUCUCACUGGCCAAGACCACCUUCGACAAGGCCAUGGCCGAUCUGCACACCCUCAGUGAGGACUCCUACAAGGACAGCACCCUCAUCAUGCAGCUGAAGACAACCUGACGCUGUGGACAGCCGACAAUGCUGGGGAAGAGGGUGGUGA